AAUUUGAACUCAAACUAGUCGCAAUUGUGCAAAAUUUAAGUUUGCCGUUUUUCCGGCGAAUUCGGCAAAUUGUCGGCUUGCCGAUUUGUCUUAGGUCAAUUUGCCGAUUUUACCGAAAUUUUCAGUCUGGCCAAUUUUCCGAUUUGCCGGACAAUUUCAGUUUGGGCAGUUUGCCGAUUUGCCGGAAAUUUGUCGAUUUGCAGCAAAUGUUCAGUUUGCGCAAUUUGCCGUUUGCAGGAAAUGUUCAGUUUGCGCAAUUUGCCGAUUUGCCGGAAAUUUUAGUUCGAGCAAUUUGCCGAUUUGCCGGAAAUGUUCAGUUCGCGGAAUUUUCCGAUUUGCCGGAAAUUUGCCGAUUUGCAGGAAAUGUUCAGUUUGCGCAAUUUGCAGAUUUGCCAGAAAUUUUAGUUCGAGCAAUUUGCCGAUUUGCCGGAAAAUUUUAGUUCGAGCAAUUUGCCGAUUUGCCGGAAAUGUUCAGUUCGCGGAAUUUGCCGAUUUGCCGGAAAUUUUCAAGUUUGGCCAAUUUACCUACCGAUUUGCCGGAAUGUUUCAUUCUCCGCCCGCCUCUGAUGUAGAGGAUCAAUGUUCAAAUCCUAAAAAACCUUCAAUUUCUCAAUAGAUCCCUGUCAAAUUGCUAAAGAUUUCAAAAUAAGUCACUUUUUGACCUCCUUUUUUUGUAUUUUGACCGAAUGCCAAAAACCAUUCGAAGAUCAAUGAUUCAUCAGGGAUAUAAUCCUCAUUGAUCAUCAUAGCCUCAAUUUUUCUGCUCAAUUUCCAUUUUGUCUCUCUCCCCCGUCCAGACAAACAUUAUUUCAAAACCCUCUUUGUUUGCUCCCUCCCUUUUCAAAAAAGAAAUAUGAUGCCAAAGUAAGAGAGGUUAGGUGAAAAGUAACCGAAUAUAACUGGUAACCGGUCCCCAAGAGAAGAAGAAGAAAAGAGUGAUAAGUUUGGCGCUCAAUUUUCUAAAUACUCCACUGGGUGUCAGUCAGUUACUGAGACGAACGAUGGCUGUGCGGAGGCUAUUAUUUUUGACAUUAUUUUCUGCAUUUUCAAAUGUUUCAAAUGCUCAAUACCAAAAUCAGAAUCAGAAUCAGCAGUCAAAUUACGUGACAGUUAGCUGUUCCCAAGGUUCUGUACAGGGAAGGCAGGUCAAUUUAGGAAACGACCAAUCUCAACUCUACUCUGGUCAGGCGAAUGCUUUCACCGGAAUUCCAUAUUGUCAAGCUCCAGUCGGAAACCUCCGUUUACAACCUCCUCAACCAUUAAAUCAAUUUAACACGACACUUCACGAUGCCACAUAUUUCCGACCAAAAUGCCCACAGCUGAAUGCCGGUGGGCCGACGAACGAAGACUGCCUAUAUCUUAAUGUUUACACUCCACAGGCUGGAAAUACCAACGCCAACCUUUCUGUUCUUGUUCUUAUCGAUGGAUCGAAUGGUUUCUCAAAUGGAGGAUGUGAUCAAAACCAGGAAAAGGGAAUAAUCUCUAAUCUGGUUCAACGUCAAAUUGUAGUUGUCACCAUGCAAUACCGUAUCGGAGCACUCGGCUUCUUCACUACUUACACAAAUUCUGUUCAAUCAAAUUUGGGAAUGUUGGACCAAGUUCAAGCAAUGAGAUGGAUUAAGACGGAAAUUGUGAACUUUGGAGGAAACCCGAACCAAAUUACAGUAGCCGGGCAGGAUGAUGGAGCGUGUGCAGUAUCGGCUCACUGUUUGAGUCCGAUGAGUCAGAAUCUCUUCAACCAAGCAAUUGUCCAAAGUGGCUCAGUCUACAGUUGCUACAACCCAACUCCUGCAGUACCAACAAAUCCUCAAGUUCAGGUCACCACACCACGACCAAUGUACGAUCAAUCGAAUACUGGAUAUGGAAAUGCUGGAUAUCAGAAUAACUAUGGUUAUCAACCACAGCCAAUAACUUCGACAAGCUCUUAUAAUUCUGCAAAUGCUCAAUAUGACGAUCCAAGUCAGCAGCUUGCUCAGACAUUGUGUAACAUUUCUCCAGAUCAGUGGAAUAAUGGGCAAACCCAGAACAUUCAAAAUUGCAUGAAAAACUAUACUGUCGAUUUCUUUGUGAAUCAGCAGCCGGGGGGUCCUAAUGCCACGUGGAUGAUUGUUCGAGACACUUCUUUCCUUCCUGGAUCAAUUGAUAGUCUGACAACUAGACGCCCAAAUAUUCCAAUUAUUAUUGGAACAGUCCAAGAUGAGGAUGCUGAUUAUGCAUUUAAACUGAUUAAUACUGGAAAAGGAAGUGAUCCAAAUAAUUUGGAUGAUUGGAUUUUUGACUUUGCCCGCAAGAACAAGCUCAAUCAGACUCAAGCCAAUCAAGUUUCAAAUAUUAUUUCAAACAAUUACGGGGUCAAUACAGGUGCCCUAGGCCAGCAGGGAGCCCAAGUGAAUAGUCAAUACCAGGGUUCUGGUACUGGGCAGCAAGUAAAUAAUCAGUAUCAGAAUACUCAAGGCCAACAGACAAAUAAUCAAUAUCAAUACGAUCAGGGAGGUCAACAGACUAACAAUCAGGGAGCAUAUUAUGGAGGAGUGGUUGCUGGACAACAGACUACUUAUCAGAAUCAGAAUCAAAAUCAGCAAGGAGUACAAAGGGAUCAAGGAUCGUAUCAAAAUCAAUACAGUAAUCAAAAUCAACAAGUGUACAACAAUCCAGGAUCCUAUCAACAGCAACAACAACAACAAUCCAACAAUCAGCAAGUGUACAGCAACCAAGGGAAUACCUACUCUCAAACCAACAAUCAGAAUCAAUACGGAAGUUCAGGCCAAAAUCAAAAUCAAAACCAGCAAACUUCGAAUCAAUAUCAGAAUAACGGAGUCUACACAAAUGUGACACAAUAUUCAAAUGUGAACAAUAAUUACGGGUAUCAAAGAGAUCAGCCAGCAACUACUGGCAUGCAAACUGUUAAUGGAAAUGGAAAUGGAGUCACUGAUUUCUCUCAAUUGAGGACCAUUUCAUCGAUUGCAUCUGAUCAGUCCACCUCAUUGACCACAACACAAAUCCAAUCUUAUAUGCAAAACGGCGCCCGUCACGUCCGUGUCUAUCAGUUCACUCACGUCUCGGAAGUUGGAAGAAACACUGUUCCCGACACAGGAGCCAACUGGAAACCGGUCUUCAAGGGACAGGACAUGUACUUCAUCACAAUGUCGGAAACGAUUUGGACAAACUCCAACUAUACUCCACAGGAUCGACAGGUGGCUAAUCAAAUGGGACAGAGGUGGUCGGAUUUCGUGAAGACUGGAAAUGUGGCCAACUGGGAUACGACUAAUCAGCAGAAUUAUAACUAUUGUAACUUGAAUACUCAAGCCACUCAACAGGCACAGUAUGGGCAACAAGCGAGGAGGGUGUUCCAGGAUCAAGUUAAUCCAAUUGUUCGAAUAGCUCAAAACAACUACGCCAUGGCAAAUAAUCAAUCAAUACCGUACCCAUCUGCAUCUGGAUCUCAAAUUUCUCGAGCACCCGGCACAGCUCAGGCUCAGUAUACAAAUAACGCCAAUGGAGGUUCCAACUUUCAUCUCACAUUCCAAGUGAAUAGUUUCCCGUUUAACGGUUGAUUUUUUUCGAAAUUGUUCAACAUUUUGAAAUGACCAAUGUAUUGAAUUGCCUUUCACCUCUGUGAUGUCCUUCACCAAACUAUGUAUGAUAUUUUUGUUGAUAAUAAUGAAUGGAUUUUAUUUU
Molecule: messenger RNA, 3678 nt
Organism: Caenorhabditis elegans
Lineage: Eukaryota; Metazoa; Nematoda; Chromadorea; Rhabditida; Rhabditidae
Gene: cest-12
Product: Carboxylesterase type B domain-containing protein
Exons: 8
Coding region: 1002-3554 (850 amino acids)
Source: RefSeq, marked reviewed